AUGGAUGCUUCAGAGGAUGUUCGGGAAGUGAUCCCGGACGAUCCUACAAGCGACCAAUCCCCAAGCCGCCAGGCGAUCUGCGACGAGAUAGCCUACCACAUUCGCCGCCUCAGCGACCUCCGGGCUCACCUCAAUACCUUUGUACCCGUUUCCACGCUUCCUCCCGAGGUCCUCAGCGACCUCAGGGCUAGCCUCAACACAUUCGUACCCAUCUUCAGGCUUCCUCCGGAGGUCCUCAGUACGGUCUUCUUGCUCGUUGCUAGAUCGUAUGACGGCGACGGCCCCCCCGGGACCAUUCUCUCGGAUCCCAGAUGUAAUCCAUACGAAUGGGUCACAGUGACACACGUCUGUAGCCAUUGGCGCGCCGUUGCGCUCGGCUGCCCCGCUCUCUGGAGCCACCUCAUAAUCACGUCGCGGUGGUACGGCUCCAUAAAGCCAGUGGACUUGUUCCUGGAACGAUCUCAGACGGCGUCGCUCGAUGUGACAGUACUAGACUACAUGAUUACGGUGCCGGGCCUCGGGUUGUGCACCAGCAUUACUACUGCUUUUGCGGAGAAGCAGGAGAAGCAGAAUGCAGCACUCUGUCAUGUUCUCGCGCAGAUGCCACGGAUACGCAGGUUAUGGCUCAAUACGCGUGAAUACCUGCCCAUGGACUCUCUCAAAUGGCUGGAUGGACCCGCUCCUCGACUUCAAUCACAGACUAUGCGGUUUAAAAUCAAUUUCCUACCUUCCAUCUAUCGUGAGUGCAUCGAACGCCUCAUACACCAUCCAGAAACCGGAAAUCUGCGACAUCUCGAGCUUCACAAGUUCCAGUUGGACUGGCGCGGAGUCUCGCUGCCAUCGCUGACGCACCUGACUCUCGGUGCCAGUGAUAAUGCCAUGUCUGCCUUCUUAGAACCUGGCAACACGGGAGACCUACUUGUGGCACUUGCCCGCAUGCCCAACUUACAAGAGCUUGUGACUGAAAGUGCGCUGUCGUGCUGUUGGGUUUCAAGCGCACCUACCCAGUCCGUCAAAUUACCGCAUCUCCGGCACUUGCGGAUGACGGAGCACAUGUCUUAUUGUGUGGCUCUCUUGGAGCCUCUGGACACCCCCUCCCUCGAGACACUGACAGUCAUUCCAUUCAUGAUCAGUCUACAACCAGCCCAAGGUCUGCAAUUGCGAUUUCUUGUAGCCGUAGCUGCAAAGAUGCACAGCCUAGGCGUGCUUCGCUCGCUCGCUAUCGAGUCCGAGUCAUCCGCAACUUCGGUGCCCUCCAGUGCCCAUAUCCGCGGCUACAUCGAGAGCAUCGACAGUGCCAUAGUCGACCAGCCUGAAACGUACUUGAUGAAGCACCACACACCUAUCCUCGAUGUCCGUCUCAGCCUGGAGUGCAUUGGCGCAUUCAUGGAGAUUCCUCAGCUCACACCAAUCUGGCUUGACAUACACUCCCUGUUCCUCAUUGGUAUUCCAUUGCCGCUUCAAUUGGAGCAAACGUGGCGGGCGAUCAGCCAGCACACGACAGACAUCACGGAGCUAUACAUACGAAUCUGGAGCAGUUCCGUCUACGACGGCGUCCUUCCGUGGAUGCUACUGCAGCAGGACGUCGCGGGCCACACGGAUAGAGCGCCGAUCCUUAAUUACGCCUACCCUUGCCUGCGGCUCCUCACAAUAGACAAUCUUCGUUUCAGGGAUUCUGAAGGUACUUCAGGCGAGGGACCCAGUUGCGUUGACAGGCUAGUUGACAGUUUCGUCGAGCGCUACGAAGCCGGUGCGGAGAUCGAAAGGGUGCGCAUCUUGCAACCUAGAGACAUGGUGAUGAAGGACCUCGAUCGGUUGAAGGAGGUCGUGCGCGAGGUGGAGUGUAACGAGGACCUGCCAAUAUUAGAGCCCGUGGAUCCUGGAGCCAGAAAACGAGGGCGGGGCCGGGGGCGUGGACGGGGCGGGCGUCGGGGCCGAGGUCAAUCUACUGUACGGUGA
Messenger RNA from Rhodofomes roseus, 1959 nucleotides. RefSeq lists its product as uncharacterized. The coding region runs from base 1 to 1959 and encodes 652 amino acids. The transcript has a single exon. The record is from RefSeq and is a predicted model, not a curated record. NCBI's taxonomy places the organism in Eukaryota, Fungi, Basidiomycota, Agaricomycetes, Polyporales, Fomitopsidaceae.